This is a messenger RNA of Anolis carolinensis (green anole), 16956 nucleotides long. It is a transcript of the gene znf469, whose product is annotated as zinc finger protein 469. The transcript has 4 exons. Bases 2142 to 13985 code for a protein of 3947 amino acids. Lineage: Eukaryota; Metazoa; Chordata; Lepidosauria; Squamata; Anolidae. The record is from RefSeq and is a predicted model, not a curated record.
AAGUGAACCUUGCAAACUUCUGAGGAUGCCUGCCACAAAUGCAAGCAAAACAUCAGGAGGGAGUGCUACUGGAACAUGGCCAUACACUCCAAAAAACUCACAGUAACCCAUUGGUAGAAUGUGUUGUUCUCGGCCCAUGUGAACUUUGCACACAGCCCAAAAAACUCACAGCAACCCAUUGGUAGAAUGUGUUGCUCUUGGCACAUGUGAACCUGGCAAACUUCUGAGGAUGCAUGCCACAGAUGCAAGUGAAACGUCAGGAGGGAGUGCUACGGGAACAUGGCCACACAGCCUUGUCAGGAGAGAGUGCUACAGGAACAUGGCCACACAGUCCGAAAAACUCAUAGUAACCCAUUGGUAGAAUGUGUUGCUCUUGGCCCAUGUGAACUUUGCACACUUCUGAGGAUGCCUGCCACAGAUGCAAGUGAAAUGUCAGGAGGGAGUGCUACGGGAACAUGGCCACACAGUCCGAAAAACUCAUAGUAACCCAUUGGUAGAAUGUGUUGCUCUUGGCCCAUGUGAACUUUGCACACUUCUGAGGAUGCCUGCCACAGAUGCAAGUGAAAUGUCAGGAGGGAGUGCUACGGGAACAUGGCCACACAGUCCGAAAAACUCAUAGUAACCCAUUGGUAGAAUGUGUUGCUCUUGGCCCAUGUGAACUUUGCACACUUCUGAGGAUGCCUGCCACAGAUGCAAGUGAAAUGUCAGGAGGGAGUGCUACGGGAACAUGGCCACACAGUCCAAAAAACUAAUGCUAACUCAUUGUUAGAAUAUGUUGCUCUUGGCCAAUGUGAACUUUGCACACAGCCCAAAAAACUCACAACAAGCCAUUGGUAGAAUGUGUUGCUCUUGACACAUGUGAACCUGGCAAACUUCUAAGGAUGCCUGCUACAGAUGCAAGCGAAACGUCAGGAGGGAGUGCUAUUGGUACAUGGCCACACAGUCCGGAAAGCUCAUAGUAACCCAUGGGUAGAAUGUGUUGCUCUUGGCCGAUGUGCAAACCAACUUUCUUGCUUCUCUCCUGAAGACUUUUUGUGCUUCUCGCUCUCUGUCUUGAGGAGCGAGGAAACGGUUAAGCGCUCCAGCCUUUUGAUUAGCAGAGAGCCUUAAAGUCAGAGGAAAGGGAGGAAAGAAAGGGGGGAAGAAAAGUGGAAGGAAGACAGUCUGAGGGAACUCUCAGAAGCAUGCUCAUGAGGUGAAGUCAUCCGCCGAGGAGGAAGAAGACACCGGGAGAGACUUCUUUCCUUCCUUCCUUGCAAAAAAAUAAAAUAGUCUGCGGAGAAGUGGCCGGACGUGUCCGAGGAUGGGCACAGGUGGGCCGCCGUCCGGAAACGGCACUCGCCUGCACGGAGCAUCUCCAAAAGCCUCAAGCCAGUGAUCCAGGCCCAGGACACUUUCCCCAUCUCCGAAAAGUCUCCGAAAAGUCUUGAAAGGAAGGAAUAAGAAAGCCAAAAGAAUGGAAAGGGAAGGAAGGGGAAAUUGGUAAGGAAGAACAGUCGCUCGCCGGGUGGAUUAUGGAAACCAUUGCGGGAAGGAAUCUCCAGUUUGAAGUUUGGCAUCUACAGUUUUGACCUGUUUUUGGGAAGUCCGAAAGCGGCACAUCUUUUCGUUUCCGCACAGUGAAAAAUGAGAGGAAAUAGCAGCACUUGCCAAGGUUAACGACUUACAGGUAGAAGAGAUUUUCAUCGGGAUGCAAAGACUUCUGUCGGGAAUUCGCUCUUUCUGCUCCAUCAAGGAAAUAGACCAGGAAGAUUGCUGAAGCCUCUGGCUGGGAUUGUAUAUGCCAAAAGGAGAAAAAGGAGCCCUUGUAUCCUCUGGGUAGGAACUCAAUCCGGAUCCACGUCGUCGCAUCUAUCAUGAGCCAAGAAGUCCAUCUUUCGGGGAGGGUUAAGCUGGGACCCGGCCGGAGCUGAGUGACGACGGACCGUCUCCAAGGGUCUGACGCGGGAUUCUGAGAUGGGCCUUUGCUGUGCUUCAGAUGUCCGGACUUGUCCAUAGCCGGGAUGGACGCAGGGGCUGCCCAAGCGGUUGAAGUCCCUCCUUGCCGCCUGAGGACAAGGCGCGACAAUGUGAGGCGCGGAGACCUUUGGUGCUGACGGUCCGAGGGGAGCGGGUCCUCUGCAGGCCUGUCCCCUCGCGCCAUGAUGGGAGAGACUCAGCAUGCCUUUGCCACGGAAGAUGCCGGGCCCGGCGCCCAGGACAAAGGGGUCUCCUUUGAGCCGUUCGGCAAGAAAGAGUUGCCCGAGUUUGACACCAACGGGUCCGGAUCCGCCAAGGAGAAAGAGCCGCACACUCAAAGGGAAGCAGUGAUCCGGCCCCAGCAAACGGGCAAAAUAGACUUCAAGUCUCUCCAGAACCGGCCCCGUUUCCCCAGCGAGGGUCCGUGGGGCGCGGUGAAAGGAAGCCCCCAGUCGCCCACCGGGAAGAGCCGAGGGAAGGAGAAGAACAGGCGGUCCGGCAAAGGCGAGCGCGGCCACCAGCAGCUUUACCGGCUGACCAUCAGCAGCGCCAGGCCCAACCCCACCAUCGGCAUUGCCUACCCGCAGCAGAAGGUCACUCCACCCAAGAAGGUCGAGGCGGUGGGCCGCGGAGGACACCUUUUGGGGAGCUACCGCUUCCACGUCCCCGGCCUCCCCGAAAGAGACGGGGAGCGCCAACAAGAAGAGCUCGGUUUUGCCCGGGGCUUCGCCGACGGCCCUUCAAGCCAUAUCUCCAGCAACUAUACCUCACCCGCCAAGGUCCAGGCUCCGGUUGGUGCUCCUCAUGACAACCAACGGCAUUAUUUGGAGUUCCAGGGCAAUGGGAACGGCACGUGGUCGUCGGCAGAGAAAGGCCUCUCCGGUGCUAGCAGCGGGGUCUUCCCUGAGGGCGGGAAAGCGGGCGCCCACGGCCUGGGACCCUUGUCCUUCCAAUACCCUUUCCAGACUUUGCACAGCUCGGCCGCCGACCCUUUCCCAGGGUCUCAGGACUAUGUCGACGUUUCCGUGGUUUCGCAUGGUGCUUAUGCCUUCCAUCCUUCCUCCCGGGACUGGAAAGAGGAGGCUCUGGGCAACGGGGACGGAGGGGCCUAUGGCGUCUCCGCGGCCCCGCUGCCUCAGUUUCUCCCUCCGCAGACUCACGGGCCUUUGCCCGGCUACAAAGGGAGGCACGGACAUUCCACUGACCACAACGGUGCUAUCUCUCCCCCUGGUGCUAUCGACCCCAACCCAAGCACUUUCCCAGAAAGCCCAGCCGUCUUCCCGCCCAGUUUACACGUCUCGAGUUUGCCAAAGCCCCUUGGGACGCGGCAGCCCUUGUCGAAAGACAGCGUAGCUAGUCCAAGGAUACUGGAUCCAGGGAGCGCUCUGAGAAGGAACACGCCACACGUCUCUCCGACCCAAGUGCACUUUCAGAACAAGGCCUACGCCGACCCAAACGCCAACGCCGUCGGAUCACUGCCUUUUGAUAAGAGCCUCCCUUCAGCUCUCCAGGCCCACCCCAGGCUCCUGCAGCCGUGGGAAGGGGUCAAAAAGACUUAUUCCUCCGUGGAGCCGAGUUCGGCUGUAUACCUGAGCUCUGCAGGUAGCACUCUCGGCUUCGGUUGCCACGAGCCAAGGCUCAAGAAAACCUGGCAGCAUCUCCACCUCACCUCUGCGACGCCCAGUCAGAACCGAAUCGAGCUGGCAAGGAAGCUGCCUUUCCCGACUUUGGAGUGGGAUGCGAAGGGGCAGAAGAGCCCCAUGGAUUAUGCCACCAAAGCUUUGCAGAGCGGGGAAGGGGCUGUCAUACAAAGGCAUGACCUGCUUCCACAGCCGUGCAACUCCGCCAACACGUUCUGCUUCGACGGGGCCAAGGACAACGAGUCUCCAGCCACGUAUGUCUCCCGGAAUCCCAAGUCUGUUUUCUUCGGCGUCGGCCAAGGGGUGCCAUCAUCGGCAUCCUCUCGGUUGUCUUCCAUCCCGGGCUUGGUGUUGCCCCAAGCGUCCCCAAGCGAGUCUCCACUCCCGUCGCCUGCACCCAACGCCACCAGCGGUAGCAGCACGUGCUCCUCGCUCUCACCGGCGUCCAGCAGCCCAAACAGCUUCGAGGAGGGCUUCACGCUGAACCCACCCUCCUUCUUCCACCAUCAGGAGGGCAACAAACCCUUCCAAGCCUUGGAGACGCCCAGCUGUGGCGCCUUCCCGUUCUCCGGCACAGAGGCCUCCAAGGAUGAGCUUCUUUACAAAAGUAUCUCUUCGGAGGGACAUUUCCCCAAGCCCAAUCUUGGAUGCGUGGAGGCCUUUGAGGCCGAGCCGCCUCCGCCGCCGUAUUCCUCCUCGCAUCACCUCCUGGCCAGCUCUUUGAGCAGCGCCAGCCUCGACCAGCUGGACGUCUUCCUGACCUGCAAGCAGUGCGACCAAAACUUCAGCAACCUCUCCUCCUUCUUGGAGCACCGGCAGUUCUGCAGCUCGCACGCCGGCCUCCACCAGAAUCAAGCCAAAGACCCUUCCCGGGGGGCGGAACCCAGGAAGCAACACCACGGACCCCCGGAGACCGCCAAGCACACCCAAGGCCUGCUCCUGCCUCUGGAUCCUCAUUCCCAACUGCUCGCCUUGAACAAAGGAGACGAUUUCCUGGUGGAUGGAGAGCAAUGCAUCGUCAAAGGCGAUGCUAAGGAUGACCCUCUCAAAGGCAAUGCUCUCAACGGUAUAGCCGCCAACCCCUUGCCGCUGAGUGCCUCCGACCUGGAGCUCGACGAUGCCAAGCUGGACAGUUUGAUCACCGAGGCAUUGAACGGGCUGGGAUACCAGUCGGAUAAUCCCGAGAUUGACAGCAGCUUCAUCGACGUCUUUGCGGAUGAAGAACUAGCACCUUCCAAGACCAAGGAGGGCUUCUCUUUGGGGCAGAAAGCAAAGCAAGUGGAGGAGAAUGGGAAAAGCUUGAGCUGCUACGAGGAACGUCCUGUUGGAGACCCACCAAAGGGUAGGACUUUAGGGCAUCAAGAACGAAGCGAGGUCUGGCUUCCGGUUCAUGGAAGGGAAAGUCCUGAGUUGGCCUCCGUGAGGUUCAUGGACAACGCGGAAGACGUUGAUGCCCAGUCGAAGAUAAGAAGGAAGAACAGCAGCCAUCCCUUCGUGCCCGUGAAGCCAUCCAAGGCCCGAGGAUCUUCUCCCACUUCCGUCGCAAAGGAGCCCAAGAAGCAGAAGCUACGGAGCAACACCUGGAGCAAAGAGCUCAUCCAUAAGAUCGUGGAGCAGAAGAACAAGCUCCACAAACUGCACACCAAGAGCAGCAAAGUGGCUCCGCUCUCCUGCGCCCUUGACCGCUCACUCCCGGAAGCCAAAGACAGCAAGUUUGUGGAGUACGAAUACAUCUCGGAGUCGGACGAGGAAAGAGUGGAGCACGCCAAGCGGCACUGCAGGAGGAAGCUGGGCUCCAGGAUGAAGGGCCGGCUGAGAAGCGGCUUCGGCCGGAAGCGGCAAGGGAGAGGAGGACGGGAGAAGGAGAAGGAACCUGCGUGGAGAUGCGGACUGAGAAGAGACCGGGGAGAAGAGCCAGGACGGGCAGAGGAUGGCAUGGACAGAGCCAGGAGGAGGAGCAGCCGGACCUCCUCAAGCAGCUGCCAGGCUACCAGUUUGACCAGCUUGACCAGUGAAACCAGCGACAGCACCCAAAGCACAGAGAAGGCAGAUUCAGACACAGAAAACGAACUGCAAAAGAGGGUCCUGCAGAAUUCGAAGCAGAGAGAACCGUCGGAUGUUGCUGAGAAAGAAGCCGUAGGAAGAAGCCGCAGGAUGUCCAUUGACUUGUCCGGAGACUUAGACAGUGUUGACUCUGCUAAGCUUCAGCUGGGAGACGUCAAUGCAUAUCAAAGGGACAUUUCAGACCUGCUCCCGAUUCCUUCCAGCAAAGCUAUCCAUGGCAAGGGCUCAGCGAUGCUUUUUGGUCCCGAAGCUGCAGAGCAAUGCGUCAAGAGCGCCGGCCACGACAGUGACGAGCCGAUGCGGAAAGACGGAGAGCAAUGCCGGCUGCAAGGAGCUCCUCGCUGCCCUCCGUUUAUGGCCUAUAAUGGAGAGGCGUUGAAAUAUCACACAGAAGAAUUCCUUAACCCAUCCUCCGUUGGUACCCAAAGCCUCCCCAAUGACGAAAAUGCCAGCUAUGAGCAUGUUGACACAAAGUGUUUGAAGAAACAGGAGUUCAUUGCUUCCAUCGGUUCUUUCAAUAGCAAUUCCUGUGAUGCCGCGACUAUUGGAAAAGGAGGGCCUAAGAUGCUUGUCGACAUGGCUGAAACAUUAUAUGGCUGCAAAGAACUGCCCGAUAGCUAUGAAUCUUCAGGCCUUUUCCCGCAACCUCCUGCCGCUGAAUCGUCUCAGAACAGCAAUGCAUAUUUCUGCCACGGAGAUAUUGCGUUCAAGCCGAAACACCACGAGAUCCUGCCUUAUGAAGCAGACAACGACGAAGGAAAGAUGUCUUCUCCUCUUAGCUUUGACUCUUCUUCGGUGUUUGUUGCCGAGUUCGACACCACCUUAUACGACGGCAAGGACAGUUACAUCCCCUUUGAAUGUGCCGGCCACCCUCUUGGCAAAAUCGACCAGCACUACCCCUCCUUCCUGCAUGAAAAGGACUGGAGUCUGAUGGAGGACAUCUCCCCCGUUUUGCCUGAAGAAAUCUCCCCGUUCCAUGGCCUCUCCGUCGAAAAGCCCAUCACAAAAAGAUACCUCGGUGAGCUCCACCAAACACCUUUGCCCGAAAGGAUGACGGAUUACAACGUUGUGCCGUUCAUGAGCAGCAUCUCGGACGACGAGCUGGAGAUCAAGAGGUUGGUUACAGAGCUGGAAAGUCAGCUUCAAACAAGUAAACUUCAAAUGGAGGAGGCGUCUGGAGAAGGACCUGACGUUUCCAAAGACCACCCUGGUGCCGAACAGAGCGACGGCCGGUUUUUGCCCCUGACGCUGGACCAGGAGAGCGACGACAAGGGAUUGUUCCUCAUGGAGGAUGAGUUUGGCACUGGGAACCUUGUUGCUGCAAAAAGCUGUGGCUGUGAAACCCCUGAAAGUGGGAAAACAUUACUUUCCUCUUUAGAUAGUAAAUAUGGAAGCCACGAAAACCCAUGGGAUCGCCCAGUGCCGUUCAGUCCUUUGCACUUGGCACCGUCUGCUCCGGAGCUGAUUUUGGUGGAGCCUUUGAGCUCCAAAGAGGAGCGAGAUAAAAUCCAUGAAGAUCUAAAGGAUGGUAGUGACAUCUGUGUGGGAAAUGGCUUUCAGGAUCUAACAGAUACAUCUGGCCAAAUCAUGCCGGAUUCAUCUCUCCACGGCAUCAGCAUGGAGGUCCCAAGCUACACAAGUCACUUGGUGCAAAACCCCGACACGCUGUUCCCGAAAACUCUGGUGACUUUGCCACCAAGGAUGGAGACUUUCCCAGAGGAAACAUUCAACAGUGCUGCCAAGUUGGAAUCAUACCAGGUUCCGAGUUCAAAAUCAGAGUUAGAGGUCACUAAUGGUCAAGAGACUGACAGUGACUUGUCUUCCAGUGUCCAAAGCGUUGAAGAACGAGAUGAAAUUCCCAAAUCCAACUCACCCAAAACACGGGACAUCACAGCCUGCUUCCAAAAGAGUCAGGAUGAUUCUGUGCUUCCAAAAGAAGCCAUGGAGAGUGAAAACCAAAGCAUUUGCCAGUCUCUAACUGUUCCCAGCAAAGUCAAUGAUGAGGAAAGCUCACCUUCUGAAGCAUUGGCUCAUUCCAAGGAGAUGAAUAAGAUGAGAGACGAAUAUGAGCCAGCUCUGCAAGAAAAAGCAGACAAUCCAUUGGAGCAGCUGCAGUUGUUCGUGGCCCGGACGGUCAAAAACAACGAGGAAGACCUCCUCGCGCCCUGUUUCUCCAUCCUCCAUCCAAACACCCACUUACUUCCAAGUACCUACAUCCAAGCUACACAGAAAGAGGAAUUGCAAGACAACGUGCAAAGUGAAGACAUCACCGGAAGCCCAAUGGUAGAGAAAAGGAAGAGGUCGCUGGGAGAGGAAGCAGAGAGUGUCGCCAAGGAAUCAGAUCCACCUGAAUUUGUUUUGGAACAAGGCAAAAUAAUGGAACAUGUAUCCUAUGCAACCAUGAAAGCGGUGACACAAAGCCCUGGGUGUGAUUUUGCAGAGAGAGAGCGGCAGCAGAAGGAGCGGCGCUUCGAAGACGAGCAUCCAGAGGAAGGUGACAUUGAUACCUGCGCAGGUGGUGUUUCCCCAGAACACAAUAACCUCUCGCCGCUUGGCAACCAAAGGGACGAAGGAGCACAAGAGGGUCAGGUUACCGGAGAGAUGGAGGAAGAUUUGGAAAAGGCAGCCUUGGCAUUUAGGAGCCACGAAAUCCCUGGAUCUUUGGAGAAUGAAACAACAGGUUCUGCUUUGGUGGCUGUGCUCACUGUGUGCAACGCUUCUUGGGACAAAGUCUGCAGCGAGGGUCAAGGGAAAGCCUUCCAGGUGGAAAGCGAUGGAGAGGAGACUCCAGAAGGACAGCUGUCAAGUGAAGUUCCUGAGCUUGAGGACACUUGUCUCCAACACGGGACCGGAUUCUGCUCAGUUUCAGCAAAAGACCAUGGUGUGAAGAAGAAGAAUGCCAACCCCCAUGGAAAUACAUGCUUGGAUUGUUUCUCCUCCACUGCUGGCAUUAUCGAUCCAAAGGACUUGCAGAGAAAUAAUAUGGGAAGCAUGGCAUCCAAUGUCUUUGAAAGGCUACCAUCUGAAGAAGUUCACAGCAAGAUUCCUCCAGGCAAUGCCGAGAAAAGUCUUGCUGGGGAUCCUAUGCAGCAAAAUGGAGAGUCAACAUUCACUGCAGAGCAUUAUGGGGCCACUUCACCCCAGGCAUUGCAGCCAUGCCAUACGAAAGACAAGACCUUGGACUCGGUUGGAUCCCAGAAGGGCACCACCAUGCCUUCGGUUUCAUCUCCAAGCUCCAUUGAUGUGGCUUCCCUCAUAGAAACCGAAAGAGCCAUGGAACUACACAUGGAUGAGUACAAGUCAAACAACGUGCUGCCUUUGGAAUAUAAGGAUCUUCCUUGUUCAGAAGAAGUACCAAAGAGCCGAAAAGAUAGCGAGAUGUGCUGUUUGAGGGAGGCUUCAUCCCAACAAGUCAUUGCGUUUGGUCAGUCUCCAUCCAAGGUUGAUUCUGCUCUACCUGUGGACUCAAGGACUAAGGAAAAUAUAUUGAAACCCCAGGAGAAAACCUAUAUACAGGCAGAUCAAACUCAGCCAGAGGUCAACAAGGUUGAUAUCCAAGAGAUGCCAAUAGUCCACCGUCCAGAAGCAACUAACAAAAAUGAGAGUCAUUUCAAUGAUGGCCAGAUUUUAGAGAUAGAAGAGAAUGGAUCACAGAAUGGAGGUCAUGGUCUGGAGAAGGAAGACUGUAAACAAACUGGGGAUGGAGAAGAUCCUUCUGGUUUUGUGGAGCAAGAAAAACACAAGGGAGGAAGGCUAGGAGAUCCUUCUAAGACUGGGACGGAGACAACAAAGAAGAGAAAAGGCUCACCGGCCACCUGCGAUAUUUGUUCCGUCUCUUUUAGGUCCAAGACCGGCUUGAUGAGACACAAAGCUGUGAAGCACCUGAGCACAACGGAGGAUGCCUUGUUGCCAGCAUGUGUUCCUCUGGAAAAAGAAUUAAAAGUGAGCAAGAAAAACAGAAAGCUCCCCAUGAGAGAGAAAGCACGCAACUCGCCCACUGGUCUUCCCUUCCCAAAGUCCUACAAGAAUCAAAGAGGGAAACCCAAGAGAGAGACCCAAGGAGAUGUUGGUCGCAAAGGGCUCGGUGAUCUCAAUGGGGUUUCAUCAGACUCGGCUUGUGAACUCCAAAGUCCCAGUAAAGAAAGAGAAGGUGAACUGGUGCCCAGAAGAGAAGCAAAUGCAGGAGAAGAAGAAAGAGAAGCAAGAACUGACAAGCUGGAGAGUUUAUCUGGGAAGAAAGUAAAGGGAAAGGCAAGAAAAGUCAAAGCAAAAGGAGUUUCAAACCAAAAGAUAUUUACUCCAAACUCCCAACUGGAGAUAGAUAUCCCAGCACUUGGAUCUGAUGUGGUUUCUACCACAACUGAUGUUAUUUUGACCGUUUCCACCAUCAAGAAAGACCUGGAAGACAGCCCCAUCUCCACAGAGCAGUCCACUUCCCUGCCUUGUCCUUCAAGAGUCAAGGAAUUGGAAGCUGUCGAUGAAAGGUCAUCUUCUGCCAAAGAAACAACAGAGGAGAAGCUACUUCAAGAUGUAGAGAACACUAAAGAACAGGUAGAAGAUCCAGAUGGGAAAGAGUGCUUGGAGAAGGAUUCCUCCAAGGAAUCUGAGCAAGAGUCCAGCCCUUGUGAAGGCACAAGUGGGAAAGAACUUGAGAUGAAGGAGAACCUUCUGGAGCAGAUGAUGGACAGGAAUCCAAACAGUCCUUUGGGAUGUGCACUCACGGGACCACAACAGCCCUGUCAGGUUGGAGCAACUGAGAAGGACUUCCCCAAAGAUGCAUCCAGUGAUGGUGCUCCUUGUUUGGAGGAUCCUCAGCCUUGGAGAUCAGAAGAGUUCCCACCAAAGGACGAGUCUCAGGACAGGAGCAUUGUGGGGCCAGACCUGUUUGAUGACGACUUCACGUUUUCGCAGCUUUUCCCCAGACAUGACCAGUUUGCUCGCAGAAAGUGCCGACGGGUGUACGGAAAGAGGAUCAAGAAACCCAAACCCGUUGCAGAAGUGGCCACCAGGCCAGAAGGGACGGCGGACCUCUUUUCCACCCGGAUGGCUUCGGAUCUUGGAGAAACCAGUUCUUUCUGUGUCACCAGGGAGGAUCCGUGCGAGUAUGACACCAUCUACAUCGAUGACGCCUUGAUGCUCAACAUGUGUCAUGGGAGCAAACCAAUGCUGGGCGAUGUCAUGUCUGGAUCAACCAAAAGAAUGACUGGACUAAGAGAUGAAGUUGCAGAGCUGGAGAAUGGUGGGAUGCUAAGCCUUCUGUGUCAGAAGAGCCCAACAAGUGAUCUUCCAAGCUUGGCGAGCUGGACCAGUCUGGAGAAGAAGGGAGAUGACGUUCCUGCUGAUGAAGCGUCACUCAACCCAUCCAUGGAGCUCACGGAUGGGCACCUAACUGUUGGAGACAGUCCAGAACCUCCCGAUCUUGAGGAGGAACCCUAUGAAACCAGAAUCAAUGACAACCCAUGCUCCCCUGCAUUGCACACCAUCGAUAUGGAGACACCGAACACGAGGGAGGUGUGCUUCUACAGCGCUGGAGAAGAUCAUCUCAGUUGCACAGACAACGAAAGCACCUUAGGGUUCAAGCCGGCAUCCGUCUUGCAAGGCAGGCCCAGCAAAAAUAAGCUAGAAGAAGGCAAGCCGGGGAAAAAUCGCAGCGACUUGAACCUCAAGACGAAAGACAAGCAGUACAAGUGCAAGGUCUGCUUCCAGUGGUUCCUGACCUUAGGAGAGCUGGACUUCCACAAGCUCAGCCACAACCCUUCCCCGCCGCCGACCUGCUACAUGUGCGUCCAGAGGAAGUUCAGCUCCAGGGAGCAGCUGAGGGACCACUUGAAGGAGAAGCAUGCCAAGAACAAGGCCGGCCUCUGGGCCUGUGGCAUGUGCCUGAAGGAGAUCUCCGACGUCUGGAUGUACAACGAGCAUCUCCGAGAGCACGCCACCCAGUUUGCCCGGAAGGGCCAAGCUCAGAAGUCCGUCUUGGGGUUGCCCGACUGCUUUGGAGAAGAGGACCCUGCCGUCGCCCAGUUCUUGAACUCCAUCAUGUGCCGGAAGCCCAGCAAGGCCUCCAAGAACCCAGAAGUCCAGACUUGCAAGGAGAGGAAAGUCCCCAAGGAGCCCCUGGGCCAAGAAGCAGCAACGGUCAACAAGGAGUCAUUGGAGAUCCCGUGCAGAACGAAGCCACCGGUUGCCUCCCCCAAAGCGCCCCCGGCCCCUUCUCCCGACCCUGCCCCUAAAGUGGAGACGGCUCAGAAGCUGGCCCCCAUGCACCCCGAGUGCAAGGACCCUUCUCGGGACUGCCAUCACUGCGGGAAGCAGUUCCCCAAGCCCUUCAAGCUCCAGCGUCACCUGGUGGUGCACAGCUUGCAGAAGAUCUACCUGUGCCACAAGUGCCCCAUGUUCUACCAGGAGACCAAAGAGCUCCGGAGCCACCUCAGCCAGGAGCACGGGGCGGCCGAGGAGGCGGACAUCAAGCACACCACGCUCUACGCCUGCGAGCUCUGCGCCGACGUCAUGCACGUCAUCAAGAAGUCCUUCAUCUGCAGCACCUGCAACUACACCUUUUCCAAGAAGGAGCAGUACGACCGGCACAUGGAGAAGCACCUGGUUGGAAGCAGCAGGACCUUCCGGUUCCGAGGAGUGAUGCGCCCGGGGGCCUCGGCCAAGGAGGGGGACAAGGCGGCGAAGGAGGAGAAGGAGGCCCCCAAGGAAGAGGUCCCACUGGCCAAAAAGAAGAGGGUGGGCCACCAGAACAGCUCGCUUGCACCAGGCACCCAAGAUCUCCAACUAGAAGGUGAACCUCUGCUGCCUCUUGGACCUCUUAGUAGGCAUCACUCCUCAACGAUGUCCCAACCAUCUCUUAGUAGGCAUCACUCCUCAACAGCGUCCCAACCACCUCUUAGUAGGCAUCACUCCUCAACAACGUCUCAACCAUCUCUUAGUAGGCAUCACUCCUCAACAGUGUCUCAACCACCUCUUAGUAGGCACCACUCCUCAACAAUGUCCCAACCACCUCUUAGUAGGCAUCACUCCUCAACAGCAUCUCCACCGGAGACACCAAUGAACACAGAAGGCCUCUUGGACAAUUUUUCCAACCUCUUAACUGAAACGAAGACGUUCCUAUUUGACAGCCUGCCUUCUGAUGCUUCUCUUGUGCCUCAGGAUGAGCUAAGCCACCCAGAAGGGCUUGGACAUGUCUCCUCGCUUUCUGAAGGACAUCAGUCCAAGAGAGACACCGUCACGGAUUAUCUCUCUCCUUCCUUUGAGUCUUCCAAUGCGGUUCGUCUUGAUCUCACCAGCUCGUCCCAAAAGACGGCACAAAAGCAAUCCCAUCUCCCCGAAAAGCGCAGCAAGGAGACAGUAGAAAAAGCCGCGUUUAAUGCAGAAGAUGCCACGGGGACUUGGGAGAACUUGCGUGGAGAAGGCAAAACAGGGGCGACAGGAUGUUCUCCGGAUUUAGAGAGCAAGAAGGAGCCUAAAACGAGGUGUCACAUCAGUGAGGCACAACCUGAGGAAAGUGUCGUCAAGCCACAUUUACCUGAAGCGUUACCUCUGAAGGACAAGACGGCGUCACCUGUCCAGAACCAGAGUCCUUCAAAGAAGUUUCCUCUUGGUGAGAAUCCAUCUGGUCUGCAGUGUCUCCUGGAUGAGGAAGAUGAGGGUCAGAAACAAAUAUGUUCCAAAGACAAAGCUACAAGAGAUACGUCUGCUGUGCAGAAUUGUCCCGGCGUUGGCACCAAAGAGGCCGGGAACAAGCUGGGCAAGCUCGGCCACUCCGACUCGGGCAAGUGUCUGGCGAAACCUCACCCCAAGAAGCGGAAAGAGCACAAGGCCGCGCACAAGUCCGGCUCCCGGGAGAACAUCGAAGGCGACGGCGGGAAGAAGAAGAAAGUGCGGACGCAGGACAACACCGGCGGGGACGGAGACCUCAAACGGCCCGAGUGGCCGAGCGGCGAGGGCUUGGCCUUGACCUCCCGGCGGGGCGAUGCCCAUUGCAACAAACUCUCUCCCAAGGUGAAGGUGUCCGUGGUGGGCGGCGGGCAGCUCAAGAAGGCGGUGCUGGAGCCCUGCUUCCCGAAGAAGGCCAACGCGGACGUGAAGCGGAAGAAGGACAUACUGGUUGGCAAGGCCUUGCACCCGCUUUUGGGCAAAAGUGACCCCUCGGGCCACGGUUUCCACCACCACCGGCAGAGAGCUCUCCAAGGUGCUAAGCUGUCUGACUCUCACAAUUACCGGACGGCGGAAUCCCAGAACAAUCUCCUAAGCCAACUGUUUGGGCAGAAAUUAACUAGCUUUAAAAUCCCUUUGAGAAGAGAUCCUUCUGAGUAAUUUAUGAAAGUGACUUAACGGUGAUCCUUUCGCUGCUUUCAUGGGGUUUCGGCGAGAGAGCGUCCGCCAAUUUAUCAAAGCCUUAACAUUCGUUUUGUCUAGCUUUAAAAAAAAAAAAUACGGACUUGCACUGCCGCCUCUGAAAUAAUUUUUCCCUUUUUAAAUUUUUUUUUUUUUUGCUUUUGUGUCGUACUAAUCUACUUUAAUUCACCUGAUUUAUCAUGCAAAUGCGGGAACUUUGAUGUUGCGGAUGAUUUCCGUGAACUCAAAGCUGUAAUCGCUUUGGGCAGAGCGACGGCGUCAAGAGGGAAGGCUUUCAAGGGAGAAGUGCUGAGGUUAGAUGGAGACGCGCGCACGCAAAUCCCGGCUCGCCCGUCUUCUCCUUUUAUUUUAAUUUUAAUUUUUUUUUUUGCAAAACUGCGUCUCUGUUAUCUUUGUACAAAGUACUUGAAGAGAUCAGUUUCAUUCCAGAGACGUCUUAUUCAUAAGGUGCAGCACACUGUAGAAAGCAUUUAUCCUUCCCCUUUAAUUUCCCCUCUUUUUUUUUUUUUGAAGAUUUUGCACAAAUAAUCCCGAAAGACGUGGUACCAUUUGAGGCCAAAGAAUUAAAUUAAAAGAGCAAGUCACGUAUUUUGACCCCCGCCCUUGUACGGAAAGCGAUCGCCUUUUAUUAUUUAGACCACUGUUAGAGAGGGAUGUUGAUGUUUAUUUUAUAUACAGAGAGAGAUCUAUGGGCCCCUUUUCCUCUGACUCGGCUCAACUGCACCUUGAAGAUUAACAACGUUGCUUCUUCUUCUUCUUCUUCUUCUUCUUGUUUCGAUUGUUCGUGUCUUUGUAUUUCCCAUUGAGAAAACUGUGCCAACUCCACCACCCCUCCAGACAGUACUGUGUCCCCAAGAGAUGUAAUAUAUUGUUUUUCCAAACCGACAGCAAACCCAAAAAACCCUACGACUCUUACUGUGUUGUCGAAGGCAUUCAUGGCCGGAAUCACUGGGCGGCUGAGAGUUUUCCGGGCUGUCUGGAAGCAUUCCCUCCUGAUGUUUUGCCCACAUCUAUGGCAGGCAUCCACAGAGGUUUGUUGAGGUCUAGCGACACCACAGAGGGCCACUUCACCUCUCAACAGCCAGUCCAGUGACAUCACUGGGGCCACUUCACCUCUGUACAGCCAAUCUUUCGCCUAGCAACAGCCAACCCAAUGACACCACAGAGGGCCACUUCACCUCUCUACAGCCAAUCCUCCACCUACCAACAUCCAACUCAAUGACAUCACAGGGGGUCACUUCACCUCUCUACAGGGGCCACUUAACCUAGCAACAGCCAACUAGUGACUCAACAGAGGAUCACUACACCUAGCAACAGCCAACCCAGUGACAUUACAGAGGGCCACUUCACCUCUCAACAGCCAAUCCUUCACCUAGCAACGGCCAACCCAGUGACACCACAGAGGGCCACUUCACCUAGCAACAGCCAACCCAGUGAAAUCACAGAGGGCCACUUCACCUUUCAACAACCAAUCCUUCACGUAGCAACAGCCAACCCAAUGACAUCAGAGAGGGCCACUUCACCUCUCAACAGCCACUCCCUUCACCUAGCAACGGCCAACCCAGUGAUACCACAGAGGACCACUUCACCUGGCAAUAGCCAACCCAGUGACACCACAGAGGGCCACUUCACCUGGCAAUAGCCAACCCAGUGACGCCACAGAGGGCCACUUCACCUCUCUACAGCCAAUCCUUCACCUAGCAACGGCCAACCCAUUGACACCACAGAGGGCCACUUCACUUUUCAACAACCAAUCCUUCACGUAGCAACAGCCAACCCAAUGACAUCAGAGAAGGCCACUUCACCUCUCAACAGCCACUCCUUCACCUAGCAACGGCCAACCCAGUGAUACCACAGAGGACCACUUCACCUGGCAAUAGCCAACCCAGUGACACCACAGAGGACCACUUCACCUGGCAAUAGCCAACCCAGUGACACCACAGAGGGCCACUUCACCUCUCAACAGCCAAUCCUUCAUCUAGCUAUAGCCAACCCAGUGACACCACAGAGGGCCACUUCACCUGGCAAUAGCCAACCCAGUGACGCCACAGAGGGCCACUUCACCUCUCAACAGCCAAUCCACCUAGCAACAGCCAAAGCAGUAACGUCAUAGAGGGCCACUUCACCCCACAACCAAUAGCAGCCAAUCUAGUAACAUCAUAAAGGGCCUCCUCACCUCUCAACCCCCAAUCCUUCACCUAGCAACAGCCAACCCAGUGACAUCACAAGGGGCCACUUCACCUAGCAACAGCCUAGUUUCAAACCCCACUUGCCUCAUUUCCAACAGACCUCAACAAACCUCUGAGGGUGCCUGCCAUAGAUGUGGGAGAAACGUCAGGAGGGAAUGCUUCCGGAACACGGGCGGACAAGCCGGAGAACUCACAGCCGCCCAUCCUCUUACUGUAUUUGAAGUAGACUUGGUACGGGCUUUUUAACCCUCCCGCAGUUAACUGGUGCUAUUUUUAUUUUCGUAAAUGUGAAAUGGGAACACGCGUGCGCUCACAACACACAAAGGGGAGACCGAACGAGUGAAUAUUUUGCGCGGAGAGAAAAAAACAAAAACACAACCUAGCGGGGUUUUCUUCUCUCUUUUCGUUUUUUGAGGUCUUGGCCAGAGGUGACAUCUGGAAUCUCAGGUGCAAAAGCAAAACAAAACAAAACGCAAGGAAGAUUCGGAGGCAGGAUCGGCCGUGGUUUUCCAAAGCCCCGGGAAGAAUGGAAGGAAGGAAGGAAGGAAGGAAGGAAGGAAGGAAGGAAGGAAGGAAGGAAGGAAGGAAGGAAGGAGGAGGACAAUGCACUGAAGGGGAGGCAGGGGCAUGCGCUGAGUUUGUUUGUGUCGUGCGUGUGUCUGGAAAAACAAUGUGUGUUUUGUUUGUUCAGAUUUUUUUUAUGAUUAAAAAAAGGAAUUAAAUGGCUUUAUCAUUCUAAA